This is a messenger RNA of Menidia menidia (Atlantic silverside), 1320 nucleotides long. The record is from the annotation of a GenBank genome assembly. NCBI's taxonomy places the organism in Eukaryota, Metazoa, Chordata, Actinopteri, Atheriniformes, Atherinopsidae.
AUGAAUGGGGACUAUGUUGUUGGAGGUGUUUUCUCCAUCCACUUCAGCAUCCACACUGCGAUUCAUAACUACACCAGCAAGCCUGAGCCGCCACAGUGCACGGGGAGCGUUGAUGCCCGUGAGCUUCGCUUCUCUCGUGCUAUGAUCUUUGCCAUCGAGGAGAUUAACAACAGCACCGAGCUGCUGCCAGGCAUCAGGCUCGGAUAUCAGAUCCAUGACUCGUGUGGCUCCGUGCCAGUGGCUGUGCACGUAGCGUUUCAGCUCUCCAACGGCCUUGAACCCGCGUUUCACCCCGGUGAAAGCUGCUCCAGAUCUGGUAUGGUGAUGGGUGUUGUUGGUGAGUCUGGGUCCACGCCAUCCAUCAGCAUAUCGCGCAUUAUCGGGCCCUUCAACAUUCCUCAAAUUAGUCACUUCGCCACAUGCGCCUGCCUGUCAGAUAAGCAACAGUACCCGACCUUCUUCAGAACUGUUCCCAGUGACCAGUUCCAAGCUGUGGCUCUGGCCAAGCUGGUGAAACAUUUUGGCUGGACUUGGAUUGGUGCUGUUCGGAUCAAGAGAGUAGCUGAUAUCAUUCGCAGCUCAACUGCUGUGGGUAUUGUGGCAUUUACAUCUGGUGGAGAUAUGAAAGUCCUGUUAGAGGAGCUGGCCAGGGACCCUCCACUUCCUCGUCAGUGGAUCGGCAGUGAGGCCUGGGUAACUGAUCCAAACUUGUUGAGGUUUGGUUUCUGUGCUGGGGCCAUUGGAUUUGGGAUUCAGAAGUCUGUGAUCCCAGGUCUGAGAGACUUCCUGCUGGAUCUGUCUCUCUCUGAGGUGGCUGCCUCCCCACUGCUCACUGAGUUCUGGGAGGAUGCAUUUAACUGCAAACUGAGAAAACAUGCUGCUGUAGGUGAGAAUGUGUGUGAUGGAACUGAAGACAUAAAGAAGCUCCAGAGUCCGUACACAGACACAUCUCAGCUGAGAAUUACCAACAUGGUGUACAAGGCUGUUUAUGCAAUAGCACAUGCCAUUCACAAUGUUGUGUGUCAGAAAACAAACUCCACAUUUCAGUGUGACAAACACAGCAAGUUGGAUUCAAAGCAGGUCUUACAUGAACUGAAGAAAGUCAACUUCUCCAAGAACGGUUAUGAUGUGUCAUUUGAUGCUAAUGGGGAUCCUGUUGCUUUUUAUGAACUGGUCAACUGGCAAAUAAGUGAUAAGGGAGUCAAUGAGUUGGUAACAGUAGGAUACUAUGAUGCAUCACUGCCAAAGGGCCAGGAGUUUCGUAUUAACAGGAACCUGUCCUGGGUGGAAGGGAGUGAAAAAGUAAUGAAAACUGCUUAG